AUACGAUUUUAUUACUUAUAAUAUUACUACAAUUAUUGACUAAAUAAUAUGAUUAAGAUUACGUAUACUUGUAUACUUGUACAUAUAAUCAAAAAAUGACUAUUGACGGGCGAUAGGGCUGUUGCCAAUAAUUUCACGCCUGGAACAACGUGUGAUAUGCUGAAUUAUUAAUGGUCGGGUGAUUUCUUUGCAUAGGUAGGUUGAUAGGAGGUAAGAGUAAUAUUAUUUUAUAGAAUUAGCCAGCUUAUGUGUGAUUUUGUCAGUUUUUUCACUACCGCUAACGACAUGGAUACCUCGUGUAGUGCUAUAGUACUUAUCUUGUUUUCUUUGGUACAUGUGCUUUAUGUUAUACACGCUGAUUCAUUUUUAACUCUUGGAAUCAAUGACUGCUUUGAAAGAGUUUCCAUUGGAAAACGAUUAAAUGCUUCAGAUGUGACUAAAAUCCUAAAAACUACUAAUUUAGUACAGUGUAGCAUAGAAUGUGAACGUAGCUUAUGUAAUGUGUACAGCUUUGGAGUGAGCCUAAAUGGGAAUAGUACUUGUCUAUUAGGAGCAGAUUUGCCAAAAUCAAGACCGUACGAUGAUCCGGAGUACGAUCUUUUUAUGAAAAUUUUGCAAUGUCGUGAUAGAACAAUAUGUUUUUCAAAACUCGUUGGUGCUCGUCGUUUGGCUGACAAACAUAUUCAAAGAAUAAUGCCGGUCAAAUCUAAGCAUGAUUGUGAGUUAUUUUGUCAAUACGAAAAAGAAUUUCAGUGUCAAGGAUUUAAUUUUAAGUAUGAUACGAAUUUAAAUUCCUAUAGUAGUUGUCAGUUAACUUCAAUACCCACAGCGAAACUUGAUCUAUCUUUAGAUUUUCAUUCAGACAUCGAUUAUGAUUUUUACGAAAAAAAUGUUAACGCUUCUCCGAGUUGCCGAUUUUUAGAUUUUUCUGUACCCCAUAAUUACGGACAAAAUCGCAAAUGGGGUUUAAUUGCUGCCGACCAGGACGAUAGUUUGUGGCAAGAUCCAAACCUCUUAUGGCUCCAGAAAAAUGAUGUAAGCGGUGGAUAUGGCAAUGAUCCCGUUUAUUAUGAAAGGGGAACUAUCAAACCAAUUUUGGGAGGUCUAGACAUAAAUUCUAAUGUCUAUUCGACACUUUUACCCAAACCGGAAACUCAACCUUUAUCCCCAAAUGAGUGUUUUGUUAAAGUUAGGACAGGACAUCAUCUACAGAGAAAUAAUGUCAUUAAAACUGUGAAUGCCUUAUCACUUUAUAACUGUGAAACGAAUUGUGCUAAUGAACAAACUUUCAUUUGUAACAUUUUUAGUUACAGAUAUAGCUUUACACCUUUAAUGGAUAAUUGUCAAUUAGGAGAUAAGUUUAUAAGACAAUUAGACGUAUAUCAAGAUUUGGUUCCAGAUAGAGAUAGUGACGUAUUCGUUAGAAAUGAACUUAGUCAACCAGGUUGUCAACCUACAAGAAGUUGGGACACGGAUUGCUUUGAACGUAUUCGCAGUGGCUUAACUUUUCAAGUUAAAAUUAUAAAAUUUUCAGUUCAGGCAGAAAAUUUACACGAGUGUGAAUUAAUGUGUCUUCAUGUAAAACAUUUCACAUGUAGGCUAUUUAGCUUUCGACACGGAUCCGUUGGUACUGAUAAAUGGACGGAUAAUUGUUUCUUAACUGAUUAUUCGAUGGGAGAAAUGGAUCCUGUAAAACAUUUUAUCGAAGAUAAUGAAUGCGAUAUCUUUAACCGAGGCAGCUUUGGUCGAGGAUGUGAAUUUAACAAGGGAUCACCAGACUUAUGGUCUCCGACAUUUAUAAGUCAAAAUGUACCGCCACCAGUUUUUACUACAUACAGCCCUCCUCAUCAACCAUCUAUAAUUACAACUACUUAUACACCUAUAUAUAAACAACUUCCUCCUUUAAAUCAAUUCAACCCAAGUUAUGGGCCUCCUUCAAGUUCAGAUUACGGUCCUCCUAAUUAUCCAAUAGCUCCGACAUUACCGACGACGUAUAGUACAACUACUCGACCUAUAAUUGAUACAUCAACAAAAUCAGGUACUUAUGUACCAUCAAUGCCACCCACUACGUAUUUUCAGAUACCUGGAGAAUAUACUCCUGUGUUUCAUCGGCCUCUAGACAAAGUGCCAACAUUAAAAGUACCUAUUGGUGAUAGUAACUUAUAUGGAAAAAAUCCUCAAGUACCCCAAUUAUAUGGACCAGCGAAAAAAAUGUGUUAUAUUAGCUAUGGUAGUACAGCAAGACUUUUACCUCCAGCUAUUAAGAAAUCAAUGAUAGUCAGUUCAGAAAUGCAAUGUAAGAUGGAAUGUAAUAAUGCCCGAGAAAAUGCUUAUUUUCGAUGCUCCACUAUCAGCUACUUUGACGGAUUUUGCGAUAUGAGUGAUAUAGAAAUGAGAGAUUUAAAACCUAACCAAGAUUACAGUCCUGAUCAACGGUUUAUACUACACACGUGGGAUUUCAGUGAAGUUCGCUGUUAUAUUUCGCCUAAAACUAAAUAUUUAUACCCUGAUGUCUCAUCAAGUUCGAACGAAUGGACUUGGAUGAGAUUUACUGUCAAUGGUCAACCAUGCAAAUCUGGUACAUAUUGUUCACAAAAUGAUUUAGUAGGAAUUUGGUCAUGUCCUGUUGAUCAAGGAGGAUGGGAUUAUUGUUGUAGACCUGAUCAUCAUUGUGGAUAUACUGAUGGGGUCAGUUUUUCUUGGUGUUAUGUUGGUAAGCUGACUGAACAAUGGAGACCAUGUAGUGAUCAAUAUUAUCCAUCUGCAGAUAAACCUCAGAGAUGGCCGGUAAUAUACAUACAUAACACAGGUCCUCCUGUUGGAGAAAAAGUACCACAAAAAAGAACAAAUGACACUGUUCCAAGUAUUAGCAAGUCUUUGGUUGAUCAAUUUAUGUCAGUAUUUCAAUCUGAUGCAGUCAAUGCACCAAUGAAUUCAACGGAAAAAACAUUUAAUAUUACGCAUUCCAAAAAGUAUGAAGCUGCGUUAACAAAUGGGACGCCUCUUUUUCAAAUUGUUGAUGUAAUAGAUGAUAAAACUAGAAAUACUCAGUCCAUUAAACUUUAUUCAUAUGGAAAUAAUAUAGUUACUAAUAGACUGCUAAAGAGAAGGCCUUACAUUUAAAAUGAUAUUAGAUACUUGGUAUUGUUAAGUAUUUACAAAAAUUGCACAAAGAUUUUUCUUAUUUAUCUUUUUUAAUAGAACCAUUUUUGUGUGAUUUCUUUCAAAUGGGUCUGAAAGUUAAAAUUUUGUAAAUUAUUUAUUUUUAAUGUGAUCAACAAAACUAUUAAAUUUUUACUAAAUUGAGUAGGUUUUGAAUUUAUUAAUUUUAAUUGAAAUUAAGAAAUAUACAUACAAAUAAAAUAGCGAAGAAAAAAUUAUUUACAUAACUUUAACUUUAACCCUUUCAUUUUAUGGAAUAAGUAGAUGAAGUCAAUAUAAGUUGAAUGACAUACGUUUAUACCUAAUUUGUUCAUCAUAUAUUAAUAUAGGUUAUAUCAAAUUAAAAAAUAAGGUCCCUAUUAUAAACUGUAUGACUCUGACAAUGACUGAAUUUUAUUAAAAAAAUAUCAUUCAGAAAUUAUUAUAAUGUAAUAUAUUAUAUAUUAAUGUUUAAAAAUAUUGUACGUAUUGUAUUUAAAAUCUACCUCAUUUUAAUUUUUAAUUCUGACUAUUU
This is a messenger RNA of Daktulosphaira vitifoliae (grape phylloxera), 3676 nucleotides long. RefSeq lists its product as uncharacterized. The transcript is spliced from 13 exons. The coding region runs from base 247 to 3123 and encodes 958 amino acids. The record is from RefSeq and is a predicted model, not a curated record. NCBI's taxonomy places the organism in Eukaryota, Metazoa, Arthropoda, Insecta, Hemiptera, Phylloxeridae.